GGGUCUGCAAUGCUGCAUUAGACUUGUAUUAUAGUCACUUCAUUCACCAAAACAUCACUUUUAAAACCGAAAUCAUCGCGUUAGGUGAGUGUCCGCGCUGACGGAGAAGUCCACAUGGGUCUGCUCACCAUUCUGAAAAAACUCAAGCAGAAGGAGCGGGAGAUGAGGCUGCUCAUGUUGGGCCUGGAUAACGCAGGAAAGACCACAAUCCUCAAGAAAUUCAAUGGAGAAGACGUCAGCACCAUCUCUCCAACACUAGGCUUCAACAUUAAGACACUGGAGCACCGGGGGUAUAAGUUGAACAUGUGGGACGUAGGCGGUCAGAAAUCGCUACGCUCUUAUUGGAGGAACUACUUUGAGAGCACAGAUGGGCUGGUGUGGGUGGUGGACAGUGCUGACCGACUCAGACUGGAUGACUGCAGACAGGAGCUGAGCGCACUGCUGCUGGAGGAGAGGUUAGCUGGAGCUACGUUACUCGUAUUUGCUAACAAGCAGGACCUGCCUGGAGCGCUAUCUAAAGAGGCCAUCCGAGAGGCCCUGGCUCUGGAUGACAUCAAGAGCCAUCACUGGUGCAUUCUGGGUUGCAGCGCAGUCACAGGGGACAACCUGCUGACCGGAGUCGACUGGCUGCUGGAUGACAUUGCGGCCCGGAUCUUCACUGCAGACUGAGAGGAGCUGGGUCUGGGACUCUAGGGCUGCUCAUGUUCUUCAAACAACCAGGAACUCCCUGCACCACAUAAGCACUCACUUGGCCUUUUAAAAAUAAAGACUUCCUAC
Messenger RNA from Periophthalmus magnuspinnatus, 777 nucleotides. It is a transcript of the gene arl2, whose product is annotated as ADP-ribosylation factor-like 2. Gene Ontology annotation, molecular function: GTPase activity; GTP binding. Bases 115 to 669 code for a protein of 184 amino acids. The transcript is spliced from 5 exons. Gene Ontology annotation, cellular component: microtubule cytoskeleton; cytoplasm. Lineage: Eukaryota; Metazoa; Chordata; Actinopteri; Gobiiformes; Gobiidae. Gene Ontology annotation, biological process: protein folding. The record is from RefSeq and is a predicted model, not a curated record.